AUGCUCCGCCAGAUCGUCUCCCAGGCCAGGAAGCACCCCAGCUUUUCGGUUGUUUUUUUGUUGAUCUCCCUUUUCCUGUUUAUUGGAGCAGGAGGUACGGGAGCAGCACUGUGUUUGACACGUCUGGCAUUGCUCAAUCUGGGUGUCAGCUGGGACCAGAACAGUAACCCAGAACCCUGGAACAAACUGGGUCCCACUGAGCAAUACAAGUUCUACUCGCUGAAUGUGGAUGACAGCAAACUGAGGAGAGGAGGUCCAGACUUCUAA
Chinchilla lanigera (long-tailed chinchilla) is the source of this 267-nucleotide messenger RNA. RefSeq names its product cytochrome c oxidase subunit NDUFA4-like. The record is from RefSeq and is a predicted model, not a curated record. The transcript has 2 exons. Lineage: Eukaryota; Metazoa; Chordata; Mammalia; Rodentia; Chinchillidae. Bases 1 to 267 code for a protein of 88 amino acids.